AAUCAGAGUCAGUUGACAGCUGGAUUUUUUGCCGUUUUCGCCUGACGCGUUUUCGGUUUUAGCGUGGAAUUUCAAUACCGUCUAGCCUUGGCUCAUUCACAAUUUUCGACUGGGAUUGAUGGAUAUAGAUCAGUAGUUUCUAAAUAAAGGAAAAUAAGUUGAGAGGGAAAGGAGAGGUUGACCAACUUUUCUCCUGCGGCGUCUGAGUUUCUAAAUUUAGGGAAGUUGAACAAACUUUUGCUUUUUUCUGUUGUUGUGAGAUUUCUGUCGCUUUCAGACUUUGGCGUUUCAUAUGGAAAUGAACAUCGACCCUGAAGAAUACAGCAAUUGGGACAUUGUAAAGGCGACACAGUAUGGAAUAUUACCAAGAUGUAAAGAAUUGGUUGAAGGAGGUUAUGACGUUCGAUCACCGGAUGCAGAGAACAUUACUUUACUACACUGGGCAGCCAUAAAUAACAGACAGGACAUAGCCAGGUACUACAUUUCUGCUGGAGCGGUGGUCGAUGUCUUAGGAGGCGACUUAAUGGCGACACCCAUGCAUUGGGCCAUUAGAGAAGGACAUUUACCUAUGGUGGUGCUGCUAAUGCAAUAUGGUGCUGAUCCAAAUGUCCGAGAUGCAGAGGGAUGUGCUUCAAUACAUGUUGCAGUUCAGUGCAGUCACUCGAAUAUAGUAGCGUAUCUGAUUGCGAAGGGAGUGGAUCCUGAUUUGUAUGAUGCAAAUGGGAAGACACCUCUUAUGUGGGCAACAUGGAGAACAUUUGGAAUCGACCCUACGAGAAUGCUACUUUCAAUGCAUGCAAGCGUCAACUUUCAAGACGAACAUCAACAUAAUACUCCGUUGCAUUAUGCAUGCAUGUCACAGAAUUCGAACGUCUUGAUGGCUCUUGUGAAUGCCGGUGCUGAUUUAGAAGCUAAAAAUAACAGGGGUGAAACUCCUCUCGACAUAGCUCGAAUGAAGAAAAAUGUUUGGAUCAUUUCAAAAUUAACAGCAAUGCGGAAAGACAAAGGUCUCGAUUCAAGAAUGCCAACAUUUUUAAGAGGAUUUAAUACUUCUCAGUGGAGGAAACGUGCUGCACUUGUGACUGCAUUUUUUGCAAUAUUUUCUGUUGGAUUUAUAUUUAAUAUUUCAUCGGCAACCUGGUUGUUAAAGUGUAUAUUACUCGUUCUGGCGUAUGGUUUUAUUCAUGUUAUGGCCAUGUUUUGUGUUACACAGCAUGAAAUGGUCAGUACAUUUCCUAUUUGUAUUUCGUUCGCAACAAAGUUCUGGGUCUACAUGACAUCAUUCUUCUUCUUCUGGCCGGUCAUCAGUUCCAUGUUUGCUCAAUUAUUGUUUCUCAUCUUCACUCCUGCUAUGUGGUAUUUCUUUUAUAAAGCAAUGAUGACAGACCCAGGUAUCAUAUCAUGCCAAGAAGAACAGAAAAAGAGGACGAUAAUUCGUGCAGCUGAGACUGAUAGCUUGAUGAUCGAGAAGUUCUGCAGUACUUGCAUGGUAAUGAAGCCACUUCGAUCAAAGCAUUGUGCUGUCACAAACAAAUGCAUAGCGAAAUUCGAUCAUUUUUGUCCUUGGGUUUAUAACACAGUGGGUGCAGGAAAUCAUCGUUAUUUCAUUGGAUAUUUAUUAUUUUUACUCGGAAUGUUGACUUGGAAUGUUUGGGCAUCUUUUCAAUACUGGCAUGUGAUGUGUGCAAUACCAAAGGGAUCUACAAUGCUCGAACAACUUACUUUAAUACCAAAAUGUUCACCAUGGGUUUUCUGGAUUUUUGCAAACUGUGUAUUUCAUACUGUAUGGGUUUUCCUCCUGUUAUCAUGUCAGUUAUAUCAGAUUGUAUGGCUGGGAGUUACAACAAACGAAAGGAUGAAUGCAUCAAGAUAUGCUCAUUUCAGAACGUCAGAUCAUGGACAUUUGGAGAAAAGUCCUUAUAAUCGAGGAUUUCUCAACAAUACAGCUGACUUCUUUGAAUGCUCGUUAUUAGGUCUUCUACGUCCUGUUAUAGUGGAUUGGAAAACCAAGAUGGAAUUUGGGUCUGAAUUCAGUGAUCCUAUGAAAUCUAAAAUUUAUGAAACUGUUUGAAAGAACUUCAUAUUAAAAGCAUGGAAUGUUGAAAUUAACAUAAAGCACGAAGUCUCAGGACGGGAAUUCAUUCUUUUUUAGCUUAUGUGAACAAUUUCAACUGAAUGAAUAAUGCUCACAAUUCUGUAUCUGUGAUUCUGAAACUUUCUCUAUUCAUGGAUCCCUUCCGCAGAAUCCCACGCUCUUCUAUUUUAAAAAACUAGUUUU
Messenger RNA from Styela clava, 2278 nucleotides. RefSeq names its product palmitoyltransferase ZDHHC17-like. The record is from RefSeq and is a predicted model, not a curated record. Gene Ontology annotation, molecular function: palmitoyltransferase activity; protein binding. NCBI's taxonomy places the organism in Eukaryota, Metazoa, Chordata, Ascidiacea, Stolidobranchia, Styelidae.